Carlito syrichta (Philippine tarsier) is the source of this 2276-nucleotide messenger RNA. It is a transcript of the gene ZNF22, whose product is annotated as zinc finger protein 22. The record is from RefSeq and is a predicted model, not a curated record. NCBI's taxonomy places the organism in Eukaryota, Metazoa, Chordata, Mammalia, Primates, Tarsiidae. Bases 346 to 1020 code for a protein of 224 amino acids. The transcript has 4 exons.
GCCCCAGUGAGUUUGCACUUUACAUCGUUCAUGAGUCUGGAGAGCGGACAAAAUUAAAAGACUGUGAAUACCCACUGAUUUCCAGAAUCCUGCACGGGCCAUGUGAGAAGAUUGCCAAAAUAUUCCUGAUGGAAGCUGACUUGGGUGUGGAAGUUCCCCAUGACGUCGCUCAGUACAUUAAGUUUGAAAUGCCAGUGCUGGACGGUUUUGUUGAAAAAUUAAAAGAAGAGGAGGAAAGAGAAAUAAUCAAACUGACCAUGAAAAAAUUCUGAGCUGUGUACCUCUAGGAAAUGAAACAUUAGUUCAGAAGAAGACAGUAGACUCUUAUACAUUUGGCUGUUCACCAUGAGGUUGUCAAAACCUAAAGGGGGUAUUUCUCGGAGCUCAAGCCAGGGAAGAGCCUCUGAAAACAAGCGCAAAACAAACCGGCAGCGGCAGAGAUGGGGAAUGACUGUUCGAUUUGAUUCAAGCUUGAGUAGACUGAGAAGAAGCUUGGAUGACAAACCCUAUAAGUGUACUGAAUGUGAAAAGAGUUUCAGUCAGAGUUCAACUCUUUUUCAACACCAGAAGAUCCAUACUGGAAAGAAAUCCCAUAAAUGUGCUGAUUGUGGAAAAAGUUUCUUUCAGAGUUCUAAUCUCAUUCAGCAUCGACGAAUCCAUACUGGGGAAAAGCCCUACAAAUGUGAUGAAUGUGGAGAAAGAUUUAAACAGAGCUCCAAUCUCAUUCAGCACCAGAGAAUUCAUACGGGAGAAAAGCCCUACCAGUGUGAUGAAUGUGGCCGAUGUUUCAGCCAGAGUUCCCACCUUAUUCAACAUCAGAGAACCCACACAGGUGAGAAGCCCUACCAGUGCAGUGAAUGUGGCAAAUGCUUCAGCCAGAGCUCUCAUCUGAGGCAGCACAUGAAGGUGCACAAGGAAGAGAAGCCACGUAAAACCCGGGGCAAAAAUAACAGGGCAAAAACUCACUUGCCUUCUUGGAAAGCUGGUACAGGAAGGAAGUCAGUGGCUGGUCUUCGCUAAGUAAAGGACAGUGCUUUGACCAUCUUUUGGGGGGAAAAAGUCAAUGUCUUUUAGAAAUGGAGGUGAUUUACAGUAGAUACUUAAAUACUGAAUCAGUCAGCAUGGAGACAUUGAGAAUUUAAUGACAUUAUUGGACUGAAAAGAAAUUACAUAAGUCCAGUUGCCCUCAUUUCUUUCUUAUGCGACAUGGAGCACAAAGAGCUGAGAAUAUAUUUUGAGAGACUAUAACAUCCAUGCCCUCAUUUGAAAUUGCUUCUUGCAUCAUUCUGACAAAAACCGUCAUGUUUUAUGACACAUGUGAAAGUUCAGGCAUGCCAAUAAUUAACUCAAUCUUAGGACUUUCUAUGGAAAAAAUAAUUAAAUAAAUGAGAGAAGAAAUUAAUUCCAUUAGUUUUGAAGCACUGCAGCAGAUGAGAUUUUACUUUUUGUAAAGUUUUGUAGUGUGUUAACUAUUGGUUUAUAAAUAUGACUCAGCUCAACAUAUUAAAAUGUAUCCAAGUUCACAGAUUUUUAGUCAACAAGGCCCAUUGCUCUAUAUUAGUUUUCUUUUGUUUCUUCCCUUCUGUGUAUGGACAGUUGUUAACUAAAGAAGUAGGAAUUUCCCUGGAGGUUUUUUUGUUUUGUUUUGUUUACCAAAUUCUUAGUAAGAGGUACUACAAAACCCAAAGUGAGAACUGAAUUAGACCUCAAGUCUUCUAUUUUUACUAAUACUUUUCUCUGAGAUGGUGUAGAUACUGUGUUUUUUGUUUUCUAGAAGUUGGGAUAGAUUUGUUGAUCCAUUCCCAUGCCCUUGACCUCUGUUGGCAUUCUCUUGUGUUCUGACAAACAGCCAGCUUUUUAGAGCUACAUGAAAAAAUAAACCAUAUAUAACCAACAAAAAUCAGCUUGCUUCUUGCUCAUUAAAAAUCUAUAAUUUACAUGCCUCCCUGCCUUCAAGUCUGUGAGCUUUAGAUAACCCUGCUUAUCUUACAUGUUAAUUAAUAACAAAAGUCAUUUAAUGUACAUGUCAGUGCAUUGUAGCUCCUUUGAAAUUUAACUUUUUUUGUAUUACGUGAAUUUAAGAAAUCUAGCAAAUAUGUUUUUUAACUUUCAUCAUAAUGGUGCCAAGUGUCAGACUCUGAUCAGCCUUCAACUCAGGUUUUAAUUUCUAUUGAAUGCUAACAUUCUUCUGAUUUUUUGGUAUCUUUUAUAAUCAUAUCGGUUCCUGCUGUAUUAAUGACAAUUCAUAAAAAUAAAAAUGAGAUAUUUUGCAUACU